UCAAAUCGGUUUUCGUGACUUGGUCGCUCCUCCUCUCUCCAUCGUUUCUAGCAAGCUAGCUAGAUAACUAGGAGAGCUACCUUGAAGUGUGGGAGACUCAAAGUGGAUAAGGGGGAAACAGGCUGACGGAAAAUGGCAGACAUUGAGGGAGAGGGAAUUAAUUCGGUGGCACCUCCGUUAGUUCAGCCACCCUCUCGUAACUGCUCCGGUGUCAGCCCAACGCAGGGCACCGGCAGUUGCCAAACGGUGACUACCGUUACGUCAGGCCCGCGACUGGUGCGGAUAGUCAAGUCUGACUCGGGAUAUGGCUUCAAUGUCCGGGGACAGGUUAGCGAAGGAGGACAACUACGGAGCAUCAACGGGGAAUUGUAUGCCCCGCUACAGCAUGUUAGUGCUGUUUUACCGGGAGGUGCAGCGGACAGAGCCGGUAUCUCGAAAGGGGACCGGAUUCUGGAAGUUAAUAGUGUGAACGUGGAGGGGGCGACCCAUAAGCAGGUGGUGGAUCUGAUCCGUGCGGGGGAGAGGGAGCUGAUGCUGGCCGUGCUGUCUGUACCUCCCCAGGAGGCUGACUGUCUGGACCCUGGAGACGACGGCUCAGCCCAGUCCUGCUACGACUACAGCGACAAACAGGCCGUCCCCAUCUCCGUCCCCACAUACAAACACGCUGAACUCAACCAGGAGAGGUUUGUGGUGUAUAAUGUGUACAUGGCAGGCAGACAGCUGUGCUCUAAGAGGUACAGGGAGUUUGCUAUCCUCAACCAGAACCUGAAGAGAGAGUUUGCCAACUACACCUUCCCCAAAAUACCUGGCAAAUGGCCUUUUUCCCUGUCUGAACAACAACUAGACGCUAGACGCAGGGGACUGGAGGAAUACCUGGAGAAAGUGUGUUCAGUGAGGGUGUUUGGGGAGAGUGAUGUCAUGCAGGAGUUUCUGUCUGACGAGUCUGAUGAGAACUAUAACGGCGUAUCAGAUGUGGAGUUGAGGAUAGCCAUGCCUGAUAAAACCACCGUCACAGUCCGAGUCCGCAAGAACUGUACAACUGACCAGGUCUACCAGGCUGUGGUCAUGACAGUAGGAAUGGACAGCAUAGCGGCCAGCUACUUUGCUCUGUUUGAGGUCAUCAACCACUCCUUUGUGCGUAAACUGGCUCCUAAUGAGUUCCCCCACAAGCUGUAUGUUCAGAACUACACGUCUGCUGUCCCUGGGACCUGCCUCACCCUGCGCAAGUGGCUCUUCACCACCGAGGAGGAGAUACUGCUCAAUGACAACCAACUGGCCGUCAGCUACUGCUUCCACCAGGCGGUGGAUGAUGUGAAAAGGGGAUUUAUCAAGGCAGAGGAGAAGUCCUACCAGCUACAGAAAUUAGCAGAACAGAAGAAGAUGGCCAUGUAUCUCAGUAUGUUACGGGGCUGUGAAGGCUACAAUGAGAUCAUCUUCCCACACUGCUCCUGUGACUCCCGACGCAAAGGCCACGUCGUCACAGCCAUCAGCAUACACCACUUUAAACUGCACGCCUGCACAGAAGAGGGAACGUUAGAGAACCAGGUGAUCGUGUUUGAGUGGGUGGAGAUGCAGCACUGGGACACUGAUGAGGAGGGCAUGGCCUUCUGCUUCCAGUACGCCAGGGCAGAGAAGAAACCUCGCUGGGUCAAGAUCUUUACUCCCUACUUCAACUACCUGCAUGAGUGCGUUGAGAGAGUCUUCUGUGAACUCAAGUGGAGGAAAGAGGUGGAAGAGGAGGCUGUGGAUAAGGACAAUAAGAACUGCAGUAAAGAAGAAUAUCUUCCAGCUGUUGAGACACAGAAGGAAUGGAGGCACCUAGGAGGAGAGAUCAUCACCUCCUAAACAUGCUCUCCUCCAUCCGUCCCUCUGGUCUGGUUCGGCCCGGAACUACCACCACUACCUGUCCUCACACAACUACUACUACAACUUCUACAUACCAUUAACAGCUACUACAGAUCAACAACCACCACACACCAUCAAACUACAAAUGAACAACUUCUGGACUGACUGAAGGAGAAACAAUGACGCACACUACAACUUAAGCUGUUAUUCACCAUGAACCCUUGAAUACACCCCAAGCACACAAUAUAAACACAAGCCAACAGGAAGGUACAGUAGAAACAUACAGCAGGUUUGUACAGGUGAAUAAAUAACUCUAAAAACGUAGAUACAUGCCUUCAUACAUCGCAUCACCUCUUUGGUCAAAACUCCAUGGAGACCUGUGACUAUUGGCUAAGGAGGCUGACGGCUUUUGGUGGGCUUGGAUGAAGGAGAUGGUUCUCUAGGAUGAUAUUGGACAAGGGAUUUGACAUGUGCAAGGCCAUUGGGUGUUUUGUGGCCACUUUGGAGUGCUCUGGACUGGAACAGAAUGCAGUGGAAGAAGAGAACAAAAGAGGGAUACAGAUGCUGGAACAGAACCUGUUCUAAAAAAGGAAAUGGCUGGUGGUGCUGGAACAGAACCUGUUCUAAAAAAGGAAAUGGCUGGUGGUCCUGGAACAGAACCUGUUCUAAAAGAGGAAAUGGCUGGUGGUGCUGGAACAGAACCUGUUCUAAAAGAGGAAAUGGCUGGUGGUGCUGGAACAGAACCUGUUCUAAAAGAGGAAAUGGCUGGUGGUGCUGGAACAGAACCUGUUCUAAAAGAGGAAACGGCUGGUGGUGUUGGAACAGAACCUGUUCUAAAAGAGGAAACGGCUGGUGGUGAUGGAACAGAACCUGUUCUAAAAGAGGAAACGGCUGGUGGUGAUGGAACAGAACCUGUUCUAAAAGAGGAAAUGGCUGGUGGUGAUGGAACAGAACCUGUUCUAAAAGAGGAAACGGCUGGUGGUGAUGGACUGAGGAGACAAAUCUGAAAAGUUCUAAAACAGGAACUGUGUGUGUGUGUGUGUGUGUGUGUGUGUGUCGACUGAUUAUGGACAGCUGUGAGAGUCUAGGUUGGAACCCUGGAGGUAGAAACAACCCUUCUCUCUGACUCUGAACUGAACUCCCAGAAUGAGUCUAGACAGACAGACGGAGGGAACCGGCCCCAUGAUACAAGAGACUGGACUCAUAUGAACCACACAGACAGAUUGACAUAUGGAUAUUAUCUCCUGUUUGUAGCCACUAUCUCCAUUUCAAAGAGAUCUACUGAAGAGACUAUUACAGAGAGAGAGAGAAACCAUACAUUUCCUUUAUUUGUGACUAUUGGGCCGAGCAGAACCAAGGGUAGCAUGUGUGUUUCAGCUGCUGGUUCUGUUUCGGUUUACAGAUGCUGAAAUUGCCCUGAAGCCAUUUUUGAAUACACAAACCUUCUCAUUAAAAACACACACACACACACACACACACACACACACACACACACACACAGAAUGCUCAUCAUGUAGGAAUUGGAUCCCAGGAAAGUAUUCUGCCAUCUUGACAGAUACCUGAACAAGGAACAUGUUUACUUCACCUGUGUGUUUUGUGUACCUCAUAAAGACAUAUAUAUAUAUAUAUAUAAUUUUUAAUGUGGACAUUUCAGACAUUGGACAGAAUAGCACAAAAAGAACCCUGUAAGAUGUUGACCACGUUAAGCUCAAUAUGUAUUCAUUCUAUGCUACGUUUUCUGUUCUGCUGAUGCCUAACCGUGGGUUCAUAACACUGAACUCAGAAGUGCAUCUCGAUUUACAUUGUGUCUUUCUGUUCUUGAGAAAAGGUGUGAUGCUUUAGAAAACACAUCGUGAUUGUCAGUCUGUAGGAUAUGUCUAUGGUGUUGGUUUAGGUGAGUCUUUGGUUCAAUUGAUAUAUUGGUCCUUGUGUAUCUGAAGCUGCAGUGCUCAGAACGACCUGCAGGGGUCUCCCUCCCACUGAGAAACACUAGAUCAGUUACUAUAGAACAGGGCUGGCCAGUAUUCUAACAGAGGGCCGGUGAGGGCUGAGGUUUAAACAGUGGUGUAGUAGGAGCUACACGGAGGUAUACACCCUGAACCCCACAGAGGUUUAAACAGUGGUGUAGUAGGAGCUACACGGAGGUAUACGCCCUAAUCCCCACAGAGGUUUAAACAGUGGUGUAGUAGGAACUACACAGAGGUUUAAACAGUGGUGUAGUAGGAACUACACGGAGGUAUACGCUCUAAACCCCACAGAGGUUUAAAUAAAGGUUCAGUGAAAUACAUAUGCACGAAACCCACUUUUUGUUCAGUGGACAUUGGGUAUAGUCACUUCUUAAUUCCCACUGAUCCGUAUCAAAGUAGUGUAGUGGUGGUAUAAACGGUAUCAAGUAUGUGGUACAAUAGAGAAAGUAGCCUACACAAUCGUAAAGCACGUGUAAUAUAUUCACGUGCGCUGCACACAGCCAAGUUUCAGCUGAAUAUCAUGGCAGUAAGAGCCGCAGCUGGUUGUCCCAUGGAGCAGCUCACAGCUGGUAGGGUAGGUAGGACUUGCCUAGUUAAAUAAAGGUUAAAUGAAUCAAAUCAAGAAACAAUGGGUAAGCAAACCAGGUAUUGAAACAGUUUGGUCCAAAGUCUUGGUUGAAUCUUUGCAGUGCUCAAUUCAGUCAUUAUGUGCUGUUUUGAAUGAACAUUUCCAAAUGCUUUCCCAAGGAAAGCUGCCAUAUGUAACUUUGUGCAACCAAACAAGUUCACAUAGAAAUGUCACUGUCAUUAUUGAAAGCAAGUCUAAUAAGUGGUAGAUCUAUUCUAUGUGCAUUAUUUCUAUGCUUCCCAUUCUUAAGUUUAGUUUUUGCAUCUUUUAUUUUGUUUUGUACACCAGUUUCAGACGGCUGAAAAUACAAUCGUUUUGGUUAUGGAAAAUGUAUUGCAGAGGUUGAGAUUGUACAAAGACUAUACAAUUACU
This is a messenger RNA of Oncorhynchus kisutch (coho salmon), 4812 nucleotides long. Its product is annotated as sorting nexin-27. NCBI's taxonomy places the organism in Eukaryota, Metazoa, Chordata, Actinopteri, Salmoniformes, Salmonidae. The transcript has 13 exons. Gene Ontology annotation, biological process: endocytic recycling; signal transduction; intracellular protein transport. Gene Ontology annotation, cellular component: early endosome. The coding region runs from base 133 to 1845 and encodes 570 amino acids. The record is from RefSeq and is a predicted model, not a curated record. Gene Ontology annotation, molecular function: protein binding; phosphatidylinositol-3-phosphate binding.